UUUAUCGCUAACCUCACAGCGAUUCCUUCGCUUGUUGAGGUUGGGGAGCAUUUGGGGAGCUAGCGAUUCCCAGUGCGUGCGGAUCGCACGAAAACCGCCUGCUUUCCACUGCUGCGGCGUUCGGCGUGCUGCGAAUACUUUUUUAGAGGUCGUUGUUUCACGUUUCAGUUCGCUUCGCGCAUCCUUGUAUCUUGGGCGCGUUGCGAGCGCACCGGUGUUUCACGCGUCGCAUGAAUGUGCGUCUAAACUUCCCUCAAACAACGAGCAAGGCACACACGCGGAGGGCAAGAUGUCCAACCGGGGGGCCCACGGGCAGGACUCGUUCGUGAUCGAGCGCCGGCUGCGGCCCAUUUAUGAUUGGCUUGAUGCAGGCAGUUACAAGAAGGCAAUGCAGGAAUGUGACAAAGUAUUGAAGAAAAGCAGUAAUUUACACAGAGUUAAAGCUUUGAAAGCACUCGCCCUACUCAGAAUGGGUAAACUAGAUGAGUGUAAUCAGAUAUUGAAUGCACUUGCUGCCACUAAACCCACAGAAGAAAAUACUUUGCAGGCCAUGUCGAUGUGUUACCGCGAGUUACAACGGAUGGAUAAAGUGUGUAAGUUAUACGAAGAGGCCGUGAAGGAAGAUCCAACGAAUGAAGAACUGCAAUCGCAUUUAUUCAUGGCGUAUGUGCGAAUGUCCAACUACAAGUGCCAGCAGCAAGCUGCUAUGACUUUGUACAAGCUGCAACCAAAGAAGCCUUAUUACUGCUGGGCUAUUAUGAGUAUAAUACUUCAAGCCGAGCGUGGAGAAGGUGCGACCGAUGAAAAAAAGCACACAUUGCUUUUAUCGCUCGCUGAACGCAUGAUCGACAAGUUGAUACAAGAAAACAAAAUGGAGGCCGAACCGGUGCAGCUGUACAUCAUUAUCCUCGAAGCGCUCAAAAAGUACGACAAAAUCGUCGAAGUCCUCGAUGGCCCGCUGGGCGAAAAACUCGCCGGCGUCAUGGUUCUCAACCAACUGCCUUACCUAAUCAAGCUUGGAAAAUGGUCUAGUGUUAAUAUAACAUGCAAAAAUAUUCUCCUACAAAAUAUGGAUCGUUGGGACAUUUGGAAACACUACCUCCAAUCCGUUUUCGAAUUAAAAGCAUCAACUUUCAACGGUAACAAAGACAAAACCACCGAAAAAGACAACCCAGAAGAACCUGACGACACCCCGGAGAAAGCACACGAGUUUAUCUGUAAACUCGUCGAAGGUGGCAAUGGUUUCUCACUCCGCGGGCCGUACUUAGCCCGAUUUGAGCUCGCCAAACUCCUUCAGGCGAAUAAUCUCCUCAUCGACGGGCUUCUCGGCGACGUCGGCGUGUUAUUCAUCGAAUAUUUUCGUAAAUUCGGGCAUAAACCAUGCUGUGUAAGCGAUUUACGCAAUUAUCUAAACUUAUUACCAACUGGUAAACGAUUGGAACUCGCUGGGAAGUUGGUUAAGGAAGUAGGCAUCAGCGCGACGAGCGUGCCACAAUCCGAGGAUCAAAUGCAGCGGCAUAUUUGCGCGCUGCAAUUAUCCCGAUUGUGUGGUAGUCACAAAGAGUUGCAGUAUGAGCAUGCAAUGGCGCUGGUAACGGCGUUUGCGUUCCACUAUCAGCAUGGCUUCCAAAGUUUUGGAAAAGAUAUGCUGCAGACGGAGCAGGGGCCCAGUGAUGCGUAUAUUUUAUUAGCGGCGCAUUUAUUGUACGAUUUGUUUGUCAAAAGUGAUUCCACGCGGCCGUUGCUGCUAGCGUUGAUGUUGCUCAAGAAUGCCAUUCGGAAUAGUCCGAGUAAUUUUCAUAUCAAGUUGUUGAUGUUACGUAUAUAUCAUGUUUUAGGGUGUUAUAAUGAGGCCCAUAGUGUUUAUGAAACACUAGACAUCAAACAUUUGCAGUUGGAUUCGAUGUGUCAUGUGCACUGUGCGCAUUUAGCGAUGUCGGGGCAUUAUAGCGUCGCGGCGACGUUGUUUGAUGCUACUUUGAAGUUUUUCAGCUCGAAUUAUAAGGAUAGCUCGGAACAUAUGACGUUUUCGUACAAAUUCGGCUCGUUUUUGAAACUGACCGAAUUCAUGGACUUCCGCGAGCGUAUGAAUAACAGUUUUCAUUAUACGAGCACCGCAGUGGAUCGCAUGUUCUUUUUUCUGGAGCAAUGCGCCACGACUGACGCGCUUUUCCAACUGGAUAUUAUGCCUAGGGAUGAUCCAGUCUCAUGGGAUUUAAUCAGGAAUAAUAGUGAUUUGAGCGUUUACGUCUCCUGGGAUCCCGAAAGAACGGAAACAGCGCUCGAAGACUGGCCGGAAAAUCAAAACAUCUACAAACAAGAUGUGCACCUAUUAAAAAUGCGCGUCGCCAUUUUGUAUUGCGCCAACUGUGCGCUGCAGCUGGUAAAAAGCGAAAACAAACAAUCAUCGGAAACCAUUCGAGUGCAACUCGAGCAGGAAAUUUCUAAUGCUGAAAGUUUACAGAAAGAAGUUGAUAGUAAACAAUACACAUCUAUUAAACAAAGAUCGUUGAGUAUAACACAGCCAUCGCGUUUAGAUGUGUAUCAAAAGUCGUCGUAUCAUAAAAUUGUCCUCAACGGUUUCAAACUGAUUGUUUCACUGGAAAAAGACGAAACCGAUGCAUGUCAAGCGGCCAUUGAUGUCACAAAACAAUCUUUCGAUGCGCAUGCGUCACAAAUCGUUCAAAUGCUUGAAGGGAACGGCACUAAUGGCAAAACAGACCCGUAUCUUCACAAUCGUAGCGAUAUCCAAACAUUGUGCAAUUUUGUCGAGAUGUCUUCAGUGAUUGUUUUGACACUUUUGGUCUCACUGGAGCUGACACGUGUCGCCGCGCACGGUAGAAAAAAGAAACAAGACACAAAAUGGCGGGACGCAGUGCUCGGUCUAGUCACGGCGGCGCGCGAUGCCGUCCGGCGGGUUGACACCGCCCUCAAAGAGCACCCUUGUAUCAAAUCCACUUCCACUUUCACUCCCCCAGCGGCCGAAACAGACUCCACGACGGAAUCAGCACUUAAAGAAAUCAUCGAGAAACUCGCCACGUUAAACAUCACUUCAGCGGAUGAAGACGCCAUUGUUGCGGCGAUUACAAAGUCCAAUGAGACUGCCGUGCAGGGAAUACGCGCCAUUUUGAAGAACAAGAUGAAGCUGUUGACCAUCAACAGCUAGUAGUCACUUUAAUCUACAGAAAAGAACAUGAAAUGACUCUAAACAACCAAAAAUGUUUCUAAAACUAUUAAUCAUAAGCUGUGCGCCAUGAUUUACUACACGCGCAUCGAACGCCCGGAUGUAUUUGGUGCCAUUUCGUCAGGUUUUGACUUUGAAAUCCAUUAAAACACGGUCCUAAAAUGAUGAAA
Messenger RNA from Dalotia coriaria, 3354 nucleotides. It is a transcript of the gene psidin, whose product is annotated as phagocyte signaling impaired. Bases 290 to 3166 code for a protein of 958 amino acids. NCBI's taxonomy places the organism in Eukaryota, Metazoa, Arthropoda, Insecta, Coleoptera, Staphylinidae. The record is from RefSeq and is a predicted model, not a curated record. The transcript has 10 exons. Gene Ontology annotation, cellular component: NatB complex; cytoplasm. Gene Ontology annotation, biological process: N-terminal peptidyl-methionine acetylation. Gene Ontology annotation, molecular function: protein binding.